AUGUCAAUCGAAUUUGAUCAGCUCCGAGAAUUAUUGCAGCAGCAACAAAAGCAGUUUGAAGAAGCGCAACUGAAGCUCAUUGAAUCACUGACUCAGAAACUGCAUAUCCAGACAGCAGCAGUCAGUACUGGUGAGUCUUCUGUUUCCUCAACUGAUGCAGCCGCGGCCUCAAUUACGGAGUUCACAUUCGACCCUCUUUCUGGUCACACUUUUGACUCCUGGUUCAAGCGUUUCAACGGCACUUGCAAGUUCUCCACUCGUGAUCCUCGACGACAAUCAAAGAUAGCGCUUUACAAGAGACCGGUGGCCAAUGGUGUACGACCUGGACCAGUGAACCGCGUUUUGGAACCAGGAGACUCGUGUAUUGGGCGUAGCACGAAUAGUCACAUUGAUUUUGUUGUCCAGGAACCACGUCCUUCUGGCUCCUCUCGGAAACGUUACGAUCGACGACCAACUGUACCUCAAAAACCUGUAGACUCAUCGACCGCCGCCGAUGCCAUACCCGUCAACGGCAAGUCACUCCAGGACUGCCCAUCUCCCCCUGAAAGUGCCGUUUCUCGCUUCGCGUGCCGUAUUCACAUCGACCGCGAACCACCUCACACGGCGCGCAUCUACGCUGCAGGGUUUGAUGCUGCGAAAAACAUUGUUCUAGGAGGUCACAUGGAUGGCUUGACCACGAAUGGUGUAAUGGUCUUUCACGCCGAUCCCGACUCGAUCACCUCCGAUUCACUGAAUGACAAUGACAUGUGGGCUUACACCCCAACGGACUGCAGUUCUGAUGCGGAGAAGGAUACUUUCUAUCGAGAGCUAUCUGGGCUCAUUCGCCAGGCAAAACGCACUGACAUUGUGAUCCUUGCAGGCGAUUUGAAUGCUCAAGUCGAUGAGGACAAUGUUCUUCGCGAUAAGACGCUUAUCGAUCUGUGCGGAGUGACCUUGUUCUGGCGGUCUGCGUCUAGCUUGUCCCAGACGGCCAACACAGACGAUCUGCGGAUGAUGAUUGACGGCCUCAACCUAGCCCGUUUCCAAUGCCCUAUCAUGUAUCGGACUCUCCGACUCUCGCUUUCCGUCUUCCCAUCCAAAUCGAACAACUCCCUAUUCGCUGACGACGUUCCCACCCAAACAGAGACCCCAUCAGAACCGUACGUUUAUCUCAAUUGUGGUCACGUGCAUGGCUGGCACACGUGGGUGGGAGAAGCUAAUAAAGAUACUGUUGAUCGCACGUGUCCUUUGUGCCUUCAACCGUCGCCGUUCGUCCCUCUCCGAAUGGGCCUGGAACCUGCGUUCUAUAUCGAUCGUGCCUUAGCCACACAUUGUUUCAAUCCUUGUGGACAUAUGGCUUCGGAGAAAACUGUCGUGUACUGGUGUUCGGUCAGUCUACCAAACAUGCACAAUUUUGAGUUACGUCCACGGUGUCCGUUUUGCCUUACUCUCAUCGAUUCGAAACCGGUACGGUUACGCUUCCAAGGCGACACAGAUGCAGAUACACUGGUUCAAUUACUCAACGCUGUGUUGACAGCGAACUCCAGUCCCCCUGAACUGAUGCCCCUUCCGUCACUCGAGCAACCUGUGAUGUCGGCCAAGUACUAAUGGCCCCCACGUAAUCUCAUCAGUUCAAACAAUGUUACCUGUGCCCGAAGGUGUUUCCUAAUCUCGCGCUGUUCGCCUCGUCGUUGCUCAUGCUUUCACUCAUUCAACGGCUCCAUCCACUUCCUUCCUUCAUUCGUACAACAAACCAACUUUCCUUUCCUGUCUGUAUUACCUCUCUGCCCCAGUAUUAUUCUCACUUAUAUUGUUAUUAUGAACAUUAUUAUUGCUAUUGCUAUUAUUUCCUAAUCAGCUGUUCUGUUUCGCG
Molecule: messenger RNA, 1852 nt
Organism: Opisthorchis viverrini
Lineage: Eukaryota; Metazoa; Platyhelminthes; Trematoda; Opisthorchiida; Opisthorchiidae
Exons: 10
Coding region: 1-1587 (528 amino acids)
Biological process (GO): protein polyubiquitination; regulation of Toll signaling pathway
Molecular function (GO): protein binding; ubiquitin protein ligase activity
Source: RefSeq, a predicted model, not a curated record